CUCCAGAGCUGGGAUCCGAAUCUUGUAAACCCUUGUACUUGGUUUCAUGUUACUUGCAACGGCGAUAACCACGUCACUCGUGUGGACCUUGGCAACUCAAAGUUAUCUGGUCAUUUGGUACCUGAACUUGGAAAGCUGGAACAUCUACAGUAUUUGGAGCUUUACAAAAAUAAUAUUCAGGGAACCAUCCCUAAAGAGCUUGGCAACUUGAAGAGCCUUAUAAGUCUGGAUCUGUACAACAACAAUAUUUCAGGGACAAUCCCUCCUUCACUGGGAAAGUUGAAAAAUCUUGUUUUCCUGUAA
Messenger RNA from Nicotiana tabacum (common tobacco), 303 nucleotides. Lineage: Eukaryota; Viridiplantae; Streptophyta; Magnoliopsida; Solanales; Solanaceae. The record is from RefSeq and is a predicted model, not a curated record.